UUUAAUAAAAUAAUUAUAUUAAUUAUUAUACUAUUUAUAUAAUAAUUAUAUUUAUAUUAAUUGAUCAAUUGAGUAAUUGUUAAAUUAACAAAUUGAAGACCAAUCCAUCAAAAAACAGGCAUCGAAUUGGAUACACAACAUAUGCCAAUUAAAAAAUGUUCGACGAAUUAAUUUUAUGCUUGCACAACAAGCUUCCAUUAAAAUUCAAUGAGCGAUUAUUAAGAACAGAUUCGAUACGCAAAGGUUUGAAAAGGUGGCGUUUGCUCAAACGAGUGAAAACUAGAAUGUACGGUCAUUCUCGCACUCUCGUACGCCUUAUUUAUCUUAUUUCGAGGAGGUCAAUUAGCGCACUCGGAAAAUCGCCUCCAGGAUUUCGAGUUCAUCAAACUGCGAGCGGAAGUAGAAAUCGCGCGGAGAGGAGAGGCGAUCGUGGGCCGCCGUUGUCUCCGCUCGCAGAUCCCAAUCGCGAUCACAGAGUGCGCGCGAAGGGGGGCAUUUCGUCGCGGCGGUUAGGGGGUGGGAUCCCGGUGGGAUCCUCGAUCCUACCGAUCCUACCUCACGUGGUUCGCCUUGACCGAUCUCGGCUGAUCUAUCCCCACGAUCGAUUCCCACCACGAUCCACGGUUUUGGCCUCGUUUGCGUUUACGUCGCUCACGCUCGUGGAAAAUACCACCUCCGACCUGCCGAUCGACCACCACCAAUGCCACGGAUGGCGGAGGAUACCAAAGUUAUAAAGCGGACCGGCUAAGCUGACGCGCGGCGCUGCCACUUUGUCGAGCGACCACGACGACGACGACGACGACGAGGACGACGGCGACGACGACGUGCCCACGGUUUGUCUCGCCCGCUUUCAGUGAGAGAAGAGGAGAGGAAUUUUUUUCCCCCGGCGAACGGACACCUCUCUCGCGCGGUGUCAUCCUCUGAGGACACACCGGUCGUCGGGCCAUGUCAUUUUGACGUGGAGUCGCGGGUGCGGUUGUAACACACUGCCGGAAACGAUCCCACGGCUACUACGCCCCCACGCAACUAAGACAGAGAGAGAGAGAGAGAGAGAGAGAGAGAGAAAGAGACCAAGGAUCCGAAAUUCGUGAUUAAAGAACCGCGCCAGGCGAUGGCGAGCCUCAUUAAUUCAACAUCACAAUUCAUCGACGAUGUUUAUGACUACUACCUCUGGACAUUGUCCCUUGCGGAUGAAAGGACGAGGGGAUGGUUAUUGGUUGACUCGCCGAAACCAACGUUAAUUUAUACGAUGUUGUACCUCCUCAUUGUCUGGGCGGGUCCUAAGGUCAUGAGGAAACGAAAAGCUUUCAAAUUAACGUGGGCAUUGGUGCCCUACAAUUUUGCCAUGGCCUGCCUCAACGCUUAUAUUGCCAUUCAGUUGUUCGUAGCUUCCACAAGGUUACAGUAUAGUUACGUGUGCCAGCCAAUAAAGCACAUCACGCGUCCCGAUGAACUUCAGAUUGCUCACGCAGUUUGGUGGUAUUACUUUAGCAAACUUCUGGAAUUUUGUGACACGUUCUUCUUCAUUUUGCGGAAGAAGGACAGUCAGUUGAGCUUCCUCCACGUCUAUCAUCACUCUACCAUGUUCUCGUUAUGGUGGAUCGGAAUUAAAUGGGUUCCGAGCGGAUCCACUUUCCUGCCAGCGAUGGUAAACAGCUUUAUCCAUGUGCUGAUGUACUCGUACUACGGACUCGCCGCGUUGGGUCCUUCGGUAAGCAAAUACCUCUGGUGGAAGAAGUAUCUGACGAUCCUUCAACUCAUCCAGUUCACGACCGCCUUGAUUUUGGGGAUCAACGGUAUCCGAUCGAGAUGCGACUUCCCUCUCUGGAUGCAGUACGCCCUCGUGAUCUACAUGUUCUCCUUCAUCAUCCUGUUCGGAAACUUUUACGCCAAAGCCUACAUAGCAAAGGGUAAACAGGUGUACGCGGAGAAGCGGCUCAAGAGGAUAAGAGCCGCCGAAAAGGUGUCAAUGAACAAGCAGCUCGACGACGCGAUCAGCAACGGGAAGGUUGCGAACGGGCACGCAAACGGACACACGAACGGUUACGCGUACGAGACGUCCAAGAAGAAGGCCCAAUGAGGGUGUCCUCGUCGGGAGAUGAGGGCCCCAUCCACGGCACUCGCGAUGCACGGCGAAGAAGAAGGAGUAGUUACGGACAUUAGUCGGCGUCGAGCAGUGCGUUGUGGUCGACCGAGGGGGGGGGUUUAACAUAAAAAAACAUGCGCGUUACUUUCGAUUUUAUUUUAUUAACAU
Molecule: messenger RNA, 2254 nt
Organism: Solenopsis invicta (red fire ant)
Lineage: Eukaryota; Metazoa; Arthropoda; Insecta; Hymenoptera; Formicidae
Product: elongation of very long chain fatty acids protein 4
Exons: 7
Coding region: 1112-2080 (322 amino acids)
Biological process (GO): fatty acid elongation, monounsaturated fatty acid; sphingolipid biosynthetic process; fatty acid elongation, saturated fatty acid
Cellular component (GO): endoplasmic reticulum membrane
Molecular function (GO): fatty acid elongase activity
Source: RefSeq, a predicted model, not a curated record